Messenger RNA from Nezara viridula (southern green stink bug), 12640 nucleotides. The record is from the annotation of a GenBank genome assembly. Lineage: Eukaryota; Metazoa; Arthropoda; Insecta; Hemiptera; Pentatomidae.
AUGCUGCCUCUUGGUUCACGAUCUAAGUGGAUAUGGACAGCUCGUGAAUUAGUAUUGUUGAGGGUCAGCCAUUCCUUCCUCUUGGACCAUUACCUGAGGACUUCUUUAGGAAGUGGUCGCGAGGAGGGGGGGGGGCAGACUGAACCCCCCUCAAUUACAACAAGAUUCCUUAAAGGUUAUCCCCAACCGCAGUACAAAUAUUUAAAAGAUGGAGAAGAACUUGGAGAUUUCACGACGGAACAUUUCUACAAGAUCAUCAACACGAGGAGAGAAGAUGGCGGUGCGUACCAAUGCCUGGCAAAGAACGACGUGGGAGCCAUCCUCAGCAAGAAGAUUGACAUCGUCGUGGCUUUUAUGGGACUGUUCGAAGACCAAACAGAGAGGACAGUGACGGUGAAGAGUGGGCGAGCGGCAGUACUCGACGUACCUCCUAUAGCUAGCCAACCUCCACCGCUAGUCCAAUGGCAGGCAGAUGAUGGUUCACAACUCUACGACAGGGAGUAUGCGCAUUCUCCAGAGAGUCAGUUGAUCAUACUCUCUGCUUCACCUAGUCACCAAAAGGCCUACAGGGCUCGAGCAACUAACACUCAACUCGGAAAAGAAGAAAAUAGUGCUUACAUUCGUCUUCAAGUGGUUGGUGAAGAAGAAGCAGAGGUAGCACCAGAAAUAAUAGUCGGACCGAAGGACGUGCACAUUGUAAAGGGAAAGUUAGAAACAAAUCUUCAUUGCAUAGUUAAUGCCAGACCUCUUCAUGAACUUGAAACCCUUUGGUACAAAGACGGAAUCCUGAUAGAGAACACUGGAGUUGGGUAUACAUUUAACGAUCCUUGGAACAGGACUUUGUCCCUUGUCAGUGCUAAUCUAACCCACACUGGGAUGUAUACCUGUCAAGCAUCUUUAAGGACUGGAGGACUUCCUUCUGUUAACGCAUCUGCUAAUGUCAUUGUGCUUGAAGCACCAUCGUUUGUCGGUAAUAUGAGGCCAGAAACAUUAGCAGAAUACAGCAGUACAGUUGUUCUCCCUUGUGAAGCAAUAGGAGUACCAACACCUAACAUCACUUGGCUGAAGAAUGGAUACAACGUCCUCAAACUGCCCCAAAAGAAUAGAUAUAAAAUAGACGAAGACGGUUCGCUUGUAAUAAAAAAAUUAAGAAUGGAAGACACAGGAAUGUUACAGUGUGUCGCUACUAAUGAAGGAGGCUCUGAAUUCAUAACAACUUGGCUUAAAGUCAAAACCUCAGCACCAAUAAUGGAAACGCCUCCACAAAAUGCAACUGUUCUUGAUGGAAAAGAUGUCAUUAUGAUAUGUAGAGUUGCUGGGUCUCCUAUUCCUAAUACAACAUGGAUUUAUCAAGACACUCAAGUGGUCGGAGUGACAGGAAGAAUACAAGUUCUGGAAUCUGGAGAUCUCCUUAUCGCAGCAGUGCGAGAGUCAGAUGCAGGGAAAUAUACUUGUGUGAGAACAAAUGAAGCAGGAAGAGUUGAAGCCGUUGGUUAUUUAAGUGUAUUAGUACGAACCCAAAUUAUUCAGCCUCCAGUUGAUACAAAAGUUCUCUUAGGAAAUACAGCGACUCUUCAAUGUAAGGUUUCAAGUGACCCUUCAGUGCCAUAUCAAAUAGACUGGUUUCACAACAGUCGACCAGUUGGUCUCGGUUCAACCAGAGUAAAAGUAGGCGGUGAUGGAACACUGACUAUUCAGGCAGUGCGAGCUGCAGAUGUUGGAGACUACAUGUGUGUAUUAUCUUCUGCUGGAGGAAAUGAAACUCGCACUGCAAGAUUAAGUGUGAUAGAGUUACCAUACCCCGUAAUGGGAGUAAAAGCUAUGAGAAUGAACAUGAGAGUAGUAAAUGUCUCUUGGACUCCUGCUUUUGAUGGAAAUAGCCCAAUAGUAAAGUAUAUUGUUCAAAGAAGGGAAGUUUCCGAUGUAGGUUUGAUCGCUGAUCCUCUCCUCAAUUGGAUAACCGAAGACAGCAAUGUAUCAGCUGAUGCCAGGUGGGUAGAGCUCCAAAAUCUAAAAGCUGCCUCAUCGUAUCAGUUCCGAGUUUCAGCUGUCAAUAGCGUAGGGGAAGGUCCACCUUCAGAUCCCAGUAAUGUGGUGACACUUCCUCAAGAACCUCCUUCUGGACCACCGUUGGGUUUCGCUGGUUCGGCGAGGUCAUCAUCAGAGAUAAUAACGCAAUGGCAGCCUCCACUGGAGGAACACAGAAACGGGCAAAUCCUGGGUUAUAUUAUUCGAUAUAGGCUCCAUGGAUAUAAACAUAGCCCUUGGACUUCUCACAAUAUCACAAAUGAGGCCCAAAGAAAUUUUUUGAUUCAAGACUUAAUUACAUGGAAAGAUUAUACGCUGCAAAUAGCUGCUUAUAACAACAAGGGAGUUGGAGUAUUCAGUGAUGGACUGAAAAUUAAGACCAAAGAAGGAGUUCCAGAAGCUCCGCCAGAUAAUAUCAAAGCCAAAGCUAUUAACUCUACCGCAGUUCUAGUCUCUUGGAACCCACCUAAUCCGCAGAAAAUUAAUGGUAUAAACCAAGGCUACAAAAUUCAGGCAUAUCAAGGUGAUGAAGUAGUGCAUUCAAUGACUGUUCCUCCUAGUCUUUUGGAUCCUUUAGAAGAGCAAAAGGCAGUUUUGAACGAUCUUCAAAAACAUGCUAGUUACAAUAUCACCGUACUGUGUUUUACUGACCCCGGAGAUGGAGUUCAGAGUAAACCUGUUCUGGUUACAACUCAUGAAGAUGUACCUGAUGAAGUCAAAAGUAUAAAUUUUGAAGAUAUAUCAGACAGGGCCGUCAAAGUUGUUUGGUCUGCUCCUCAGCGCACAAACGGAAUCCUUACCGGGUAUACAUUAUCUUAUAUGGUUAAAGAUCAAUCUGAUACAUUAAAAACAGAAGAACUUCUACCUAAUAUUACCAGCCUUCUUGUGACUCAAUUACAGGCAACAACACAUUACAAGUUUUCCAUCGCAGCUAAAACUCGUAUUGGAAAAGGUCCCACACGGGAAGCCACAAUACAGUCUGGUGUGGAGCCAGUCCUGCCAUCACCGCCCACCAAAUUAGCUGUGACUAAUAUUGAACCGUUUUCAGUUGUUUUACAAUUUACUCCUGGUUUUGAUGGAAAUAGUUCAAUCACUAAAUGGAUUAUAGAAGCUAAAAGUGCUCGUAAUUCAUCUUGGUUCACACUUUUUGAAGUAUGCCAACCUGAAGGAAACACAGUGACAGUAACUGGCCUCACACCUUUCACAAAUUACAUGCUACGGAUGAUAGCUAGUAAUGUCGUUGGUAAGUCUGAACCAUCUGCACCUACGAAGGAGUUUCAAACUAUACAAGCGCCGCCUGCACAUCCUCCUAGGAAUGUGACUGUCAGAGCAAUGUCAGCAACUGAACUAAGAGUUAGAUGGAUUCCUCUCCAACAAGUAGAAUGGUUUGGUAAUGCGCGAGGAUAUAACAUAUCUUAUUCCGAAGUGGGAUCUGAGGUUUAUAAAAGUAUUACAAUUGAAGACCAUACAGCAAAUUCUCAUAUCCUUCAAUAUUUAGAGGAGUAUACCCAAUAUCGGGUUAUAAUGACUGCUUUCAACGAUGUCGGAAGUUCCCUACCCAGUCCUGCUGCGCUUGAAAGAACUAGAGAAUCUGUUCCUUCUUUCGGUCCAAUGGAUGUUGAAGCCAAUACUACAUCAUCGACUACUAUUGUUGUCAAGUGGGGCGAUGUUCCUAGAGAACACAGGAAUGGACAACUAGAAGGUUUUAAAGUCUUGUAUGGUGGAGUGCGAAACCAACCCACUAAAGUUAAAGAUAUACCAUCCAAUAAGACUUUUACUACAACUCUGACUGAAUUGAGGAAAUUUCAAGUUUACAGUAUUCAAGUUUUGGCUUAUACCAGGCUCGGUGAUGGAACUGCUAGUAGCCCGCCAGUUAGGGUUCAGACUUACGAAGAUGUUCCUGGAGCGCCUUCCAAUGUGUCUUUUCCUGAUGUUUCCUUGACAACUGCUCGUAUCAUCUGGGAUGAACCCGAAGAACCAAAUGGUGAAAUAAUUGCUUAUAAAAUAACAUACACACUUCAACACCCUACUACUUCACCUGCAAAUUUUUCUAGAGAAUUCCCACCAUCAGAUAGAACAUAUAGAGUAACAGAACUGGAAGCCGAACAGUUUUAUCUAUUCUCAGUAAGUGCCGAAACAAGACUAGGUUGGGGAAAGUCAGCGAGUGCUUUGGUUUAUACGACUAAUAACAGAGAUACUCCUGAUCCACCUUCCAAGCCUCAGAUAUCCAGAAGUCAGUUGCAAUCUUCACAAAUCACUUUCAGCUGGACUCCAGGAAGAGAUGGUUAUGCACCGCUAAGAUACUAUACUGUUCAAGUGUCUGAGGGUGUUGGGCCUUGGAUAGGGAUAUCAGAGAGAUUAGACCCGCAGGUAACAUCAUUCACUGCUGUCAACUUGAAACCGUUCACCCUCUAUCGGUUCAGAAUACAAGCUACGAAUGACAUCGGCCCUUCAGGCUGGAGUCCUGAAAGUGCUCAAGUCAGGACAUUACCUGCUGCUCCAAGCCGUCCUGUAUCGGGUGUAAGGGCAGUUCCGAUAACGACAACUAGUGUCCAAGUUCAUUGGUUACCGAUACCUAAUGCUUUCUGGAGUGGCGACCAGCAAACGGGCGGCUACAGAGUCAUGUAUCAACCUCUGGCUGAUUUCCCAGCUUCGUUACAGGCAACUCCCAAAGUUGAAGUUCAAGGAGUUGAUACUAAUGAAACUGUACUAACAGACUUGUCUCGUGACCACGUUUAUGAAAUUGUCGUAGCAGCUUUUAACUCUGAAGGAGUUGGACCCUUGAGUAGACCAAUAACAGUUUAUGUUGGAGAAGCAGUGCCUACCGGGCAGCCGCUUCGUGUUAACGCAACCCCAGUUUCACCAACUGAAAUUAAACUAACUUGGGUUCCACCGCAAAGCAUCAGUCAGAAUGGUGAUCUCCUUGGUUACAAGAUAUUUUACCUCAUGGUAGAAUCUCCUCAAGAACUCGGACCAGAUGAAAAAAUUGAAGAAGAAACAGAAGUUGUCCCCGCUACUUAUACAUCGCAUAGUCUUGUAUUUCUGGACAAAUAUACAACAUACAGAAUACAGAUAUUAGCAUUUAACCCUGCUGGUGAUGGUCCUAGGUCUGCUCCGGUAACAGUACGAACUUUUCAAGGACUACCAGGACCACCUAGAGAUCUGAAAUUUUCUGAAAUAACUAUGACCAGUCUUAUCGUAACAUGGGAACCUCCAAAGAAGAGGAAUGGAGAAUUAGUGGGAUACAUUGUGACAUAUGAAACUGCUGAAGAAAAUGAUAGAUUUAGUAAGCAGGUUAAACAAAAGGUCUCUGAGCCUCGAUUGGAAGUUCAAACUCUUGAAGAGGAGGUGACUUAUACUUUUGCAGUCCGUGCAGAGACUAUAGACAUCGGACCAGCGAUUAAGGCGAAUGUGACCACUGGACCUCAGGAAGGUUCACCAUCAGCUCCUAGAGCUUUCACUCUCGGCAAAACUGUGUCCAGUGUCGAAAUGCAUUGGGUCAAUUCUGCAUCUGGAAGAGGACCAAUAUUGGGAUAUUAUAUUCAAAGCAAGAGAAAAGAUGAUACAAGAUGGACCACCGUGACUAGAACAGGGAACGGACCCCUUCAAGAAUUCAGUGUUUCUUACCAAAAUUUGCUCCCCUCCACUGCAUAUCAUUUUCGAUUGAUAGCUUACAACAAAUUUGGAAUAAGUUAUCCUGCUUAUUCUGAGGAUGUGGUUUUGACUCCAUCAAAGUUAUAUUUAGAAUAUGGAUAUUUGCAAAUGAAACCAUUUUAUCGACAAACUUGGUUCAUGGUGGCUGUGGCUGCAGGAUCAAUAAUUAUAAUAAUUAUGGUCAUAGCUGUUCUCUGUGUAAAAAGUAAAAGUUAUAAAUAUAAACAAGAGGCCCAGAAAACACUGGAAGAAUCCAUGGCAAUGGACAUUGAUGAACGUCAAGAAUUAGCUAUGGAAGUGUACCGUGGUAAGAGGACUGGAACUUUGGGUCGCGGCGUUGGCCCUGUGUUAGGCAAAUCGCCUCCUCGCCCAUCACCAGCUUCUGUUGCCUAUCACAGCGAUGAUGAUAGCCUGAAAGCGUAUGAUGAGAACCCCGAUGAUAGUAGCCUCACCGAAAAGCCGUCUGAGAUUAGCUCUACUGAUUCACAGGGGUCAGAAAGUGAAAAUGAAAGUGUCCGAUCUGAUCCUCACAGUUUUGUGAAUCAUUAUGCCAAUGUAAAUGAUUCUCUGAGGCAGUCGUGGAAACGUCAGAAACCCGUUCGAAAUUACUCCAGCUAUACAGAUUCAGAACCGGAAGGCUCUGCAGUCGUUAGCCUUAAUGGCGGUCAGAUUAUAAUGAACAAUAUGGCGCGCUCGAGAGCACCACUUCCUGGAUUCUCUUCUUUUGUAUAAUACCCACUCGGUAAAGUGGAAGAGGAGCCCUCUGAGGAAAUAGAGGAAAACCCUAUUGUUACUCGAUUUUAACGCUCUUUCCACUUUACCGGACCUAAUUUGAUGGUAAAUAACAUUGAUAUUGUACAAUAUGUAAAUAAAUUUAUUUGAUGAUGUAUUUGGGACGCGACGGUCAGUUUUAAUGAAUAGAUAGAAAAAAACUGACUAAUGGUCCUUUUUAAUAUGAUAAGUCUAUAUGUAUUGUAGUCAUUUGGUGGAAAUGUUAUAGCAUAUAAGGGAUGGACCUUUGUUUUAUAAACAUGACUACUUCAUUUAGAUUUUUAAGUAUAGCUAAUGCUGCUGAAAUGCUUAAUUAAGUUUAGCGAUUUCUGUGAUAAUUAUUCAUUCAAAGAAAUAUCCAUUUCAUUUUGUUUUAUUUUUAUUGAAAUGUUUGUUUCUUAGAAAAAAAAAGACACGAUAAUUAGAAUAUCUGUAGCCAAUAUGAAACUUAAUUGACCGUAAUUAUUAAUGAUUUGAAAAUAUUUUCUUUGCUUUAGUAAAUUUAUUUUAUCACAGAUAUUGUUCAAAUCAUUUUCAUAAUCUAUUCUGAAAUUUUCAUUAGUCAAAUGAUUUAAGGAUCAGCUUCAUUUCUGGUUGAAUUCCAUUAUUGUUAUGCGACUUUCUAUUAUUUUUAUUUUCAAUGAACUAUCAUAAUUUUGAUCAAAUAAUUAUAAUUUGAAUUAUUAAUUAAUCUUGAUGCUAAUGAGAAGUUAACAUGAACAUAUGUUUUAAAAUAACAUACAUUUUACAUUCCAAUAUUGAAAAUGACAAGAAUAAAUAUGAGUUAAAAAAAAAAUUCUGAUUAUAGAAUUCUGAUGGUGUUAUUUAAAUUUACAUUGAUUGUAAAAAAAAUUGUCUCCCGUUAAUCAUUACAUUAAUGAGUAUAGGCAGUGGGGAUUACAUAGUGAUUAUAUUUAGAUUUUCCACAUUGCUUUACAAAUUUUAAGCUUUUAUGAAAAAAAAAAAAAGUAUUUUGAAUGAAACAUAAUCUGCAAUUAAAUUUCGCUUUACUAUGCUUAUGUAUAAUUUAUUGUUGACUAGCGACUUUUCUAAAAAUGUUACUCGUGCUAAAACUCUACCAAUAUUCUUCCAGGAAAUGAGUUAAGGCAGGGGUUCUCAACCAUGUGCCUUUGGGUGCACAUGGGCCCGUGACAAGUUGUUUAAAUAAUGAAAAAAAUUAAGUUUUUUAAUUAAAGAAAAUAAAAAAUUAAAUUAAUUUUUCAUUGUUAGUGAGAUAUUUGCUAAAUCUGUUGUACUGAAUGGUGUUUUUGUAAUAUCGUGUAUUAAUAAUGUCGUAAUAGUUGUCACUUUUUCAUCUAAACUUGUCACACCUGUCAGAUAUGCUCAGAAGAGGGUGGCAUGUCGAAAGUUGUUCCAUCAAAAUUUUUGAGGGAGUCUUAUUUUUAUGGGGUUAUUAAUUUUUGAGGGAACUUUCAACCAAGGAAAAAAACAUGCAACAGACCAUAUCAAGUGUCAUAGUAAAUAAACUACAUGUUUUAAUAACUACUUUCACUUGCACAAUUUUCAAGAAGAAGAGAGAAAUAAUAUUUCUUAACAGAGAAUUUGCGGUAUUGCCGUUAGAGGAAUGGUUACUUCUGCUCUAUAUUAUUGAUGCUUUUUUUUUUUAAGUUAUAGUUAUUUUUUAUUUGGUAAAUACUUUAGCAGAGUUCUCUUUUAAGCUACCAAUAUGAUUAAUAUUUAAUAUUAAGAGUAUUGUACUUAAAAUUACGAUAGGUGCUUAUUCCCUUUAAGGGCAAUUUUAAUUCAACUUUCGUAGUAAAAAUAUUAUACAUAAUAGUAAAUAUGUGUAACAAGAAGUAUGUUAUAAUCAACUUUUUUAAUUUAUUUAAAAUUUAAUUGCGCCCUUUAUUAUUUUUACAACCUCGAAUAUACCAAUGACACAAAAGGGUUGAGAACCCCUGAGAUAAAGCAAUGUAAUCCAAAUCCAAUCUAGAUUUUUAUAUAGAAUAUUUAUCGAAAAUUUAAAAAUCUUUUUUUUUCUUUUUUCAAAUUGUGUACAAUCUCUAAGUAGCUAAAUUAUUAAAAUAUACUUUUCCACUUUCGUUAAAACAUUAAUAAUUCUUGCAAUAGAAAAAUGUUUUAUUUAUUAUUUUAAAAAUUUCAGCUGAUGCUGCUACGUUUUUGAAAAAGAUAGAAAAUAACUUUUGAUACAUAUUUAACCAAUUAAAUAUCACUUUCUAUCUUAUCAUUUGUCCUCUAGUUAGUUUAUUCCCACUUAUAAAACAUAUAAAUUUAUUUAUUUAUUUUUUUGUUUUAUUAAUUAAUUUUGAAAUUAAAACUCAAAUUCACCUAAUUCUAAAAUUGUUACACAUCAAUAAAACAUUACUUAAAAUAUCAAGUUAUAUGAAUAUUUAAAGAAAAAACAUGAAAUAACUUAUAAAUUUAUCUGUUUAAGAUGGAUAUCUUAAAGGAGAAAGAAAGCCUAUAUUUUAACUGCUCUUUAUAGCAUUUAUGAGUUGUGUCUAUAAGUCAUAAACCAUUUUACUUAUUCAAAUUUAUUAUACUGAAGUAUAACAAAGCCACUAAUUUUUUUAAAUUAUAUUCACCUCAAGUCUAAUACUGCAUUGAUCCAGCAAAUUUAUAAAGAGUUACUUUAAUAAAUUUCUAGUUAUAGUGAAAGACAAAUGUGAAAGAACUUACAUUUUGAUUGUUUUAAAGCUCAUACACAUAGAACACAAUCUGUUUGGUAAUCUGCCAUCCUUUUUUCUGUAUCGCUGCUGAUUAUCACACUCUGUGUGAUUGUGAUUCUGGAAUAAAAAGUAACACAACUAUAUCAAAUCACCAUGGAUAGUGGUGUAUCAUGUUCUGUGUGCACAAGCAUUAAACGUGACAGGAAUGUUUAUUCUGAUAAAAAUUCAUAAUUAAUUCACAUACAUACAGGCAAAAUCACUCUUAUUAGAUGUGGGAUCUAAUCCAAUAAAAUUUUUUAAUUCAAUAUGUGGGGUACAAAAAUGAAUAAUAACUUUAAUGAUAUACUUAGAAUAGCUAAUCACUACUCUAGAAAAAUUUGUGAAAACAAACCAGCACCAAAUUGUGUUUAAUAAUUUAUUGAUUUUUCUUGACGUAGUUAUUUGUUAUUUAUCAAUUUCAUUUCUCUAACAUAAUUUUUUUUUCUUGCAAACAAAAAAAUAAUUGAAAAGUUUACUUGCUAAUGCAGAAAUAAAAAUUUAAAAGUUGUUUUGAUUUUUUUUUAUUAUCGAUUAAUCAUCAGUUCAACUUAACCCGUAUUCAUAUAGAUAAUUCUACUGAUUAUAUGAAAUAUAUGUAAGUUCUUUACUAUUGUAUCCUCUGUCUCCUUAAAAAAGAAUUCCCUUGGGUUAAUUGCCAGAAUAAGUUAAUUUUAUAUAAAAUAUUACAAGAACCUAAUAUCAUUAUUUUGUUAAUAUAUUAUACAGAUACUUCUACAGUUUAUCAAAUGGUUACGACUUAUUCAUACAACUUAUAAAAUAAAAUAUUUCUUAUUUGAAGGAUUUAAGAAAGGUUGUGACUUUCUUUAGUUUAUUUCUCAACCCACUUCCAACAUAUCUAAAUCUUAUAAAUUCGAAUAUUUUUUUGGAUGGUGCCAUAACCAGUUCUAGAGAUGUAGUAAUAGUUCACUAUUGACCUGAAUGUUGCCUGUUUUUCUUAUUGGAAACAGGCAACAUUUGGAUAAAUUAUGAGAUAUUUUUCAACAUUUUUCAUAUUUGUAACCUUUUUUUUAAAUAUUUUAAUGUACCAUAAAUUUAUAGGAUCUGCUUUUGAAAUUUUUUAUCAUUCAGGAAAAAUAAUUAUUUAAAAAAAAAUGUUGAUUUAAAAUUGAAUAAAAAAAAAUUGUUACUUCAAAAUUGAAUAAAAAAAAUUGUUAAUUUAAAAUUGAAUAAAAAAAUUCUUCUUAAUGUAUUUACCUGUUAUUUUACUUACAUUUUAUUACCUGUUCUUAUAUAUUUGUAUUUUUUUUUUGUUAUUUUAUAGUCUAAAGAAAAAUGUAACUUAUUAAUGAAUUGCUUCACAUAGAUUGUUGAUCGGUGGAAUUUUGUUAGUUUUAAAUUUAUGUACAUUUGAAAAAAGAAUAACCCAUCUAAAAAUUAAAAAUUUAAAAAACUCUAAGGAUGGGAUACAUUCCUGAAACAUUAACAUCAUGGAUAUUAUGUGAAAUAUGACUUUGACAUAUUAUAAUGGAAAUUUUAAUUGUCAACCUUAUAAUAAAAUUGUUCUUACUUUUACAUAAAUAAUUAUGCCAAAGUGGACAAUUGUUAAUGUUUUUGGUUAUGCUUCUAAUGCACCAAUAUAUAGAAUUAUAAUAUAGUUAAUUUUUGAGUUUUAGUCAUCUUCCAAUCUAGCAAUUAUGCAUUUAAUCAUAAUCUUUAGUAAUUAUGUAUAAAAAAAAAUUAUUUUAUUAUUAUUAUUAUUAUUGGUUAUGUACCAAUGAGAUAGGUAUUUAAAGUUAAAAUGUUAUAAUUUUUUUUAAUUUAGAGAAAUUGUAUUAGAUGUGAGUAAAUAUCAUGAAUUUUCAUUUAAUAAUUUCUUUCUUCAUUAAACAAUUAAGAUUUAUCGAAACAGAGCGAAGUAAGUUACAGAUUAAAUUGUGUUUUUAAAGUAUUCUGACAAAAUGUGACUGAUGCACUUUCUGUAUGAAGCAAUUCAACAAUCAUGAAAAUGACAAAUAUUAAAUUACAAUUAGUAUCUUACAGAUAUGUAAAGACUAUGAAUUUGUGUAAUUUAUUAUGUUUAUGAAAUAAGAAAUACAAACUUGGUGUAUUUAUGAAAAAAUAUAUAUAUGAAUUAUUGUUGUUAAGAAACGGAUUUUGUAAAUAAGAUUUGUAAGACUGUAAAUAAUUAUUGUCAAAAUUAUUUUAUAAAUAAAUGUUGUAGCUGUAAGUGAUAAUAGCUAAGGAAUAUUAGUUUUGGUCUAGAUAUGUUGUAAAUAAGAAAAUAAUUGAAAUGAUAAAACUACAUUGUCUUUCCAGUAAUAAAGUUGCAUUUAUAAGUAGCAACUUGUGGAAACACUCUUAUGCAAAGUUCUGUUUAUGAAAACAUGUAUUUGGUCACUAAAUUGACAUCAGAAAGUAUUAUAAAUACGAAUUUUUGUAAAAUUGUUAAGAUCUACUCGCUAGAGUAUAACAUCACUGAAUAGAAAUCGGGCACAUUUUAGGUAUUUUUACUUUAAUUUUUGAUAAUAAUGAAUUUUUUUCAUGCUCUCUUCAAUACAAAAUCAGUUAUUAUAAUAUUUAAGAUGAUAAUAAGAAAAUUGACUAGUUUAAUUUCACAUUUUGGUGAUUAUAUAAAAACUAAUUAGAAGAAGGAUGUGUGCAUUACAAUGUUUACGCAAGUCAUAAUUAUUCGAAAUAGGAUUUAAAUUUAUACUUAAAAAACUGUGACUUAAAUAAAACUCCAAAUUGUGGAAUGACACUGUGAUGGUGUAACUGCAUCAUUUGUGCAGUAAAAAAUAUUGGGACCUCAAAACUUCUCUGUGCAAGAAUGACAUAUUUUUACACUCUUUAGGAGGAAAUUUGUUAAACAAUUUUUUAAAUUAUUUCUGAAUAAAAUUUUACAUUAUUCAUAGAACUUAAAUUAAAAGGAUUAUAGACUCUUAUUCCCCUUUCCUUGUUUAAUUUUUUAAAAUGAAUAAUUUAUUAUGAAAGCCUCUGCCAUUUCAGUUUGAAUACUGAAACUUGUAACUGUUUACCGAAUUGCUUAAUGUGUUCAUUUUAAAUAUUUGUAUUUAGUUUUACAUAGUAUAUUUUUUAAUUUUAAACGUGUUUAUCAUUUCAGUUUGAUUCUCACUAGCAUAUCAUGUGUAAUCAGUGUUAUUAGAAUUAAAAAUAAAAGUCUGAAGGUAAUUAAAACAAAAUAUUUCUCAGAUUUAGAUAUUUAAGAAAAUCAUGACUGAAGUAAUUCUAUGAUUACUAUGGUGCAAACUACUCUACUAUUGUUAUUGUAAAAUAUUUUAUUUGUAUAUAUUUUGUUACUUUUAAUUAGUUAAAUGUAGAAAUCAGUUUACUGACUUCAGUUGUAAACAUAGUCUUUUCUUUUCCAUUAGUUGUAUAGAUUGUUCCAGAAUUUUCUUUAUUUAACCGUCCAGAUGUACAUUAAACUGAAUAAGUUAUUUAAUUUUUAUAUUAUUUUUUUUUUGUAAUGUAAUUUGGAACAUAACAAUAAUAAAAAAUGAUUUACUGUGUAAAAUUAA